This is a messenger RNA of Mixia osmundae IAM 14324, 1784 nucleotides long. RefSeq lists its product as uncharacterized. The record is from RefSeq and is a predicted model, not a curated record. Lineage: Eukaryota; Fungi; Basidiomycota; Mixiomycetes; Mixiales; Mixiaceae. The transcript has 11 exons. Bases 74 to 1756 code for a protein of 560 amino acids. Gene Ontology annotation, biological process: cell division. Gene Ontology annotation, molecular function: protein binding. Gene Ontology annotation, cellular component: anaphase-promoting complex.
CGACGCUCGACGCGAUCUCUUCGACGAUCAUUGACAUCGCUCAAGCGCUCAUCCCUCACGCUCUGAUGCCUUCAUGGAGCCAGACUCGCAUCCUACGAUCGCCCGGCGGCGACUGCGACAAGCUCACAAGGAUUUGACCCGGCGAGGAUUGCUCAUUGCCGCUAAAUGGUCGGCCGAGCUGGUCUGUUCGGUCCGCGAAGAGUCACAGGACGACCUCGCUGCUUUACAAGCAAGCGAAACUGCUGCCCGAAGCGACAGAUUUGAUGAUGCAGGCUCGUCCAGUCAGCGCGUCGAUGAGGAGGACGACGUUUAUACGCUCGCCAUGAGCCACUUCAACACAAAGUCGUUUGACAAGACUGCAGAUCUUCUGCAGCAUCGCACAGAUCGAGUUGCACGCUUCCUUGGCCUGUACGCAAAGUAUCUUAGCUGCGAGAGACAAGCGCAAGAGCGCGCUGGUCCCAUACUUGGGCCCCGAGAUAGAGGCGCGGUCAGCCCAGAUUUCGUCGACUUGCUGAAGCAGCUCAAGGGCGAAGAAGAUGCUUUCUUGCUCUAUCUGAAGGCUCUGGUACUUGCUCGACUGGGGCAUCGAGUAGAAGCCAUGGCUGCUCUCAUUCAUUCCGGCAAUCUGUAUCCCUACAAUUGGUCAUGCUGGCUAAAGCUGGCGCAGCUGCUCGAGCACGCAGAAGAGUGGGAAGCGUUACAUCGUCGAUUACCUAUCAGCUUCAUGUCGCGUAUCUUUGCUCUGCACGCAAUGCUGGAGCUGCAUUCUGCGACCGAUCAACUACAUGGGAGCACUCUAGAGCUACUCGAGCUAUUCCCCACCAGCCUGCAUAUCAAGAGCCAGCAAGCUCUUAUGGCUUACCAUCUCAGAGAAUUUGAAGAAGCAGAACGACUGUUUGAGGAGAUAUAUGAGCAAGAUCCGCAUCGAGUGGAAGACAUCGACACCUACUCGAACAUACUCUAUGUCAUGGACAAGCGAUCCACGCUCAGCGUCCUGGCUGCUAAAUUCACAUCGCUUGACCGCAACCGGCCUGAAACCUGUUGUCUCGUUGGCAACUACUACUCGCUGCGAGGCGAGCACGAAAAGGCUCUCAUGCAUUUUCGACGCGCGCUCGAGCUCGACCGGGGCUAUCUGUCUGCCUGGACUCUCAUGGGUCACGAGUUCGUCGAGCUGAAGAAUUCACAUGCAGCAGUAGCAGCCUAUCGCAGAGCAGUGGAUGUCAAUAGGAAGGACUACAGGGCGUGGUAUGGUCUCGGACAGACGUAUGAGCUGCUCAAAAUGCCCCACUAUUCGCUCGUCUACUAUCAGAAAGCAACAGCCCUCCGACCGUACGACAGCCGCAUGUGGUCCGCGCUUGCGGGCACGUACGACACUUUGAACCGACCAGACGAAGCCAUCAAAUGCUACAAACGAGCGGCAAUAUCUGCCGAGCCUUCCGAGAUCGCCCAGCUGUACAGGCUAGCCGAAUUAUACCAAGAGAAAGAUCUCUCGGUAGCGUGGCAAUAUCAUCGCCGCGUUGUCGAAGUCGCCACCCGAGCAGAGCUGCCUAUUUCAGAGUAUAGCGCGAGCUGCACAUGGCUAGCCGUGACACUUCUCGAGAAGAUCAAAGCCGAAGGGGCGAGAUUGGAUCAAGCAUCAGAGGCAGAUCUGCAAUACGUAGAAGAAUUGCUACAGCGUGUGCUAGCUGGUAGCGGACAGGAACGAGAAGACGCAAAGGAACUUCUUAAGCAGACCGGUGCUCUACGGCAGAGUUGAUCUCGAUGCAUUAUGAUCCAUGGCUGAG